Molecule: messenger RNA, 426 nt
Organism: Quercus robur (English oak)
Lineage: Eukaryota; Viridiplantae; Streptophyta; Magnoliopsida; Fagales; Fagaceae
Exons: 2
Coding region: 1-426 (141 amino acids)
Source: RefSeq, a predicted model, not a curated record
AUGACUACCUUUCAUAGGAGCGAUUAUGAUGAAGUUGUAUUGGAGGAAGAAGAAGAUGUUGAGAAUGAUGAAGAAGAAGAUGUUGAGAAUGUUGAGGAUGUUGAGGUUGGUGCAAGAGUUGAAGAACAAGAUGUUGAGGUUGGUGCAAGGGUUGAAGAACAGAAUGUUGAAGGAGAUGAUAAUGAUGAUUGGCUAUAUGAAGGCCUAGAGGGGGAGGACUUUGGUGAUAACAUAUUUGCUGCUCCAAACUCAGUUCCACAAGGUUUUGCUCUAGAAUCAAGUGAUGCUCUCGAUAUAGCCUCAGAAUUAAGCAAUGCACCCCACGCAGCCCUUGAAUCAAGCAAUGCACCUCAUGCAGCCCCUGAGUGGGCUGAGCCAGCUUUUGAGGAUGACCUAGUAAGCAUGGAUGAGUCUGAUGAUGAGUAG